ACCACAAAACCAGAGCAUUUGGUUUUCGGUGACAAACUGAGUUCUCAAAACAUGGUGGCAGCCAUUGCUGUUUCUUCUCCUAAGUCCACACUUUUGCAGAACACCAUCUAUUUGAGCGACCCAAGUUCAAAUUUUGUUGGUGGGUCUUUGAAGGGUCUCUCCUUGCAGCUGAAACCAAGACAACAAAGAAGACACUUCACUGAUUUGGUUGUGGCUUCAGCCAGCAGCACCGCUUCUCCAACCAGCAGCAAUGCCAGUGGCAGAUUCUACUUCAACUUCACUGGGUUUCCUUUCCCUCUAGGUCCUUUCCUCAACAGGCGCACUAUUAGAACUGAGGCUGUGAAGGGCUGUAUAUGGCUAUUCGAACAAGAGCAAGCAUUAGGCUUCAGCAGCGUUUCAACGAACACUAGGAUGACAGUUAUCAAACUCAAAUCUGGUGGUUUAUGGGUUCAUGCACCUAUAGCUCCAACUGACGAGUGUAUUCAGCUUAUUAAGGAGCUGGGGGCUCCUGUUGAAUGUAUAGUCCUACCUACUUUUGCUUAUGAGCACAAAAUAUUUGUUGGUCCAUUUUCUAGAAAGUUUCCCCUUGCUCAGGUGUGGGUGGCACCAAGGCAAUGGAGUUGGCCAUUGAAUUUACCUUUGGAAUUCUUUGGUAUUUUUCGCGCUAAAACUUUGAAAGACGAGGAUUCGUCCACUCCUUGGGCUGGUGAGAUAGAACAAAAGGUUCUGAGCUCACCUGAAGUUGGAAUCGGUCCCUAUGUGGAAGUAGCUUUCUACCACAAGCCUUCAAGAACACUAUUGGUGACCGAUGCUGUUAUUUUUGUCCCAAGACAGCCACCUGAGUGUAUAAGCAAAGAAUCCCUGUUAGCAUCUGCAAAAAAUGGUCUCGCUGUAAAACUUCUAAGUAAAGGAAGGGAGGUACCUGAUGACCCAGUUAUCGACGACAAAAGGAACCGGCAAAAAGGAUGGGAAAGAAUGGUUCUACAAAUCUUGUUUCUUGGUCCAUCCAAUCUUUUAGAACCUAAUGCUAGCUUUGCACAGAUGUCCCAGAAGUUGAUUGUUUCACCUAUUGUGAAGACGCUGGUCUUCAGCAAAGUUCCUGAAAAGGUGAGAGAAUGGGUUGAUAGCAUUUCGCGAGAUUGGAGGUUCAAGAGAAUUAUCCCUGCUCACUUUGCUGCUCCAGUAAAUGCAAGUAGGUCUGAUUUCCGGGCUGCUUUUGCAUUUUUGGAUGAGUUUUUGGUCGACCCUAAUCCAACUUGGCCUUCUCUUUCCCUUCUGUUCUCAUCAAUCAUGGGAAAGGCAGCCAGUUAUUUCCCCCCGGAUGACAUGAGGACCUUAUCAUCCCUUGACCAGUUUUUAGUUUCAGUUGGAGCAGUGAAGAGAACUGUUUCAGGAAGGAAGCGAUGAGAGAGAGUUGCAUAACAACUUGGCGUGCAACUACAUGUCAAGUUUGCAAAUGUAAAGUACCUAUAGUUUUGUUACAUUAGGAGGUUGAUCUUAAGGAAGGUGUAAAUGUUCCACAGACCACAAUGGAAUGGUCAUACACAUGUUGUUAACAUAUAUAUGUCGUGAAAUCAGAGAAGUUGUUUUGCAUGAAAAGAACUUCAGACACAAGGGGGAAUAUGCAUAGUUAUAGUAUUAUACAUUUUCUGCAUUUCAUAUUAAGCAGAGGCAGAGAUACUUGAAAAAUACCAUGAUUUGCUAAAUUGUCAAGUGAUUACCAAGUUGCCCCUA
Lotus japonicus is the source of this 1734-nucleotide messenger RNA. RefSeq lists its product as uncharacterized. The record is from RefSeq and is a predicted model, not a curated record. The coding region runs from base 52 to 1407 and encodes 451 amino acids. Lineage: Eukaryota; Viridiplantae; Streptophyta; Magnoliopsida; Fabales; Fabaceae. The transcript is spliced from 6 exons.